ACGCUCCUCACAGUCCUGUCUUCGUGCGAGCGAGUGAUCGAUGUCCGAGCGGAGGAAGGGAAAGGAAGAAGAAAGGGAAGCGAAAGGGAGCGUCGAGGAGCUGACGAGGAGGAGCGCUUGCGUAGCGUUCUUGGGGACUGCCGGGCGAUCGAUUAGUGGGCGUGAAGAUUGCGGGCGCGGUGAUGAGCGUCGAGGCGGUCGCGGUGUGUGGGCCUGGGCCGCGCGUGAUGUUGGCAGCCGGUCAAUUUUAGCUUUGCUUUUCUUGCUGCUUCUGCCGAGGCCCCCGGGCGACCUUGGCUUGCCGGUUCUGCCCCACCACCGACACCACCCGUGCGCAAUUGGGCUCUGCUCCAUUAGCUCCGUGGUGAGCGACGAGUGCCGGCGUUCUCUCGCAGGUAAAUUCCGCCCCGCGAGACGGGAAUUCGAGUGUCGCCGGUGACCGUAUUGAGACUUGGAACAGGGCCGGUGAUCCGUGGCGCAGCAAUUCGUCGCGAAGGUAUGGGAUGCGUUACUGGGCCGGAUCGGCGAAAUUCUAUUACCCGCUGUCUUCUUGCUAUGACCGACCGAAGGGCCUGAUAAGUCGGACCGAAAGUCGCUGCAUUUGCUCGCUCGCUCUCGAUUCUUGAGAAACCCUCGGACGCCUGUAUUUGUUCUUGAAUGUCGACCUUGGGCAGAUGCACCGGGAUGCACUGAAAUGCGCUGUAAUUCGCUCGAAUGCACCGUAAUGCUUUUGCAAGUGUCUGGUCGAGCUUUGCGCAACGAGGGAUCACUUGCGUGCCUUGUUUUGCUGCGAUGCUGUUGGGUACCGUCCGGGGAGUGUGGACAUCGGGAGCUCUGGUGUGAGAUCUUCGCGGACGAUGCGAGAUUUUCAUGUUGAUUGGCACUCUUUCGUGGUUGAAGGUUCGCUGACAGGUUGUCAGAGAUUGUGGUGGGCGACGAGGCGGUGGGACGGCCUCGACCACCUUGGGGAACCAUGCACAAAUCAGAGCUGUACAGAUGCGGGUCCAGGGAGAUAUGGCAGAGGCAGACGGGCAACCUGCACCCGAUUGCCUUCGCCCGGAAAAGCGGCGGCUGCGAGGAUCUAAUCAAGCGUCUGAAGCUUUUCACCAAAUUGGAAUGGCACGAUGGUUGCGUCAAUACGGUUCAUUUCAAUCCGAGCGGAGAGCUGUUAGUUUCCGCAUCGGACGACACAGAAAUCGUCAUUUGGGACUGGGCGGCCAACAUCAGAAAGCUUUCUUACCCAUCGGGCCACCACCAAAAUGUCUUCCAAGCCAGGAUCAUGCCAUUCUCUGACGACCGAAGCAUCGUGAGCUGUGCCGCCGAUGGCCAAGUCCGGCACGGUGAGAUUUCCGAGACAGGGCGCGUGACUACGAAGAAACUGGCCAAGCACAGGGGGCGGGCGCACAAGCUCGCAAUCGAACCAGGAAGCCCGCGGACUUUCUUCAGCUGCGGAGAAGACGGCGUCGUGCAACAUUUUGAUCUCCGCGAGGAGAAGAGCACCAAGCUGUUCACCUGCAACACUCCGGGCCGCAAACAUCGGAGAUCGAAGAGCGUGGUCCGGCUCAACACAAUUGCCAUCAAUCCCCGCAAUCCUCACUACUUUGCCAUCGGGGGUUCCGACGAGUACGCGCGAGUUUACGACAUCCGCAAGGUGGCUAUGGAUGGCGCGGAUGUGCAACCCGUGGAUUGCUUCUCUCCGGCCCAUCUCGUCGGGGAUGACACGGUUCACAUCACGUGCGUUGCGUAUUCUCAGCAAGAAGAGUUACUCGCUUCGUACAAUGAUGAGCUAGUUUAUUUGUUCGACAAGGACAUGGGCAUGGGACCCGAUCCUUUGACCUGGCAGAAAGAACACCGUCACGGUGGCGGUGAACCGAUCCAAGAUCCGAAGCCGCUCGUGUUCGUCGGUCACAGAAACUCGAAGACGGUGAAAGGUGUGAAUUUCUUCGGGCCGAAUACAGAGUACGUCGUGAGCGGAUCUGAUUGUGGGUGGAUUUACAUAUGGAGGAAGAGAGACGGCAAGCUGGUCAACAUGUUGCACGGAGACGCUCAGGUGGUGAACUGCUUGGAACCACACCCAUUCAUCACAGUUCUUGCCACUAGCGGGAUCGAGCGAGACGUCAAAAUCUGGACUCCCACGUCAGAUCGGCUAGGCUCGUUGCCAGCUGAUGCCAACAAGACCAUGGAGAAAAACAGGCGUGAGAGGGAGGAAGGGCCUCACAUAUCGCACAUCGAACCCAGGGUGUUUAUGCAUGUCAUGCGUUUGCAGAGCCGGGCGGCAGAGAGAGAUAGACAGGUUGACCGUUUAACGAUGCACAGCGCUGAGUUUGACAUCGACGACCACGAUCAUGACUAUGGAGAAAAUGCGGACAGCAACAGCUCCGAUGAAGACUCUUCGGACGAGGGUUCCCGCAUGGGUCCACGGGAAUGUAUUAUCAGCUGACCAAGAACGGUGUCGAGAAAAACGUUUUGUUCGGAAUGAAUUACCCCGCACCGGUCUGAAUUACGUCUAGGUUUGAGGUAGAUUGAACUAUCUGAAGGCGAAGCUUCCGUCGUUAUAUAUGUGCAUUUCUGUUCCAAUAUAUUGGGUUACGUUUGGGUCCUGUCCGACCCGGACACAUCUUGUAGUCCACAUUCUGAGAGGCACACCCCUCGGUGGUGGAACAUGAAAGCCAAGAAGACGGACUGGAGAAGUGUAGAGAGUAUAGUUGACACGUACAGGCCAGUGUCCAAGAGGGGUUCUCUGGAUUAUAUCCGUGUAUGUAUAUUGGCUGUAUAUACAGGCUGCUUGAUUCUUCUGAUGCGGAGAGGCUUUGACGAUGUCGGAAUCGAGGAUGGGCAUCUGAAUCUGCUCCUAAGGGGAGGACGAAUGGAAGGCACCGUCAGUGAGUCUUUUGACCUUCGGGAAGUGGACCGAGCGAGGGCUUUCGAGGUAGCUUCAAGUGUCUCGAGGGAGCGAUUGAUUUGCUGAGCACGAGUGAAGGGGUUCUGAGAGAGGAGCAGUAAGGUGCAGGGGAAGACCUUGCAGGCUUCGAGUCAUAUGUCAGAACAAUCAACGCGUAUACGAAGCCCACCAUGGGCAUAGUCUUCACUCGAUUGGGGAGAACAUGAAGGCCGAUGGCUUCAGAUGGACCCUAGUUACGAUCGGAUCAUUCUGAACGGGCAGGAGUACGACUGACCUUGUAUAUUGCUCAGAGGAAAGCUGAGCGUAGAUUUGUAAGCGGCCGUCAACAGCGAAUCUCAGAGAGAAGCAGAAAAGAGGUAUAAUCCCCAUCAGGACCAGGAACGGAAUGAAGGUCACAUUUCUCGUAAAAUAUGCUGGGGAUAGUGGCGAUCAGUAUAUUGCAUCUACAGCAGUAUUGAUGAUACUCCACAACCUGUCGUGCGACAACACCUCCGCUUGUUGCCCAAGGACAACAAGGUAUAUGCUACAGAGGCCAAACCGAAUACUCCUUCUGGUACUAGCCCGUGGUUAAGAAGUUAUGCGACGGUUUUGGAACAGAAAUUCCUUUACCCUGGGACGCGUUGAGUAGGUGAUGGAGGUCCUCAAGGGUUUCGAACUUGUCACUCCGUUUAAUAGUCGUCUUUACUCUGGAGUAAGGAAUCAAUUGCACCGAUGAUUUGUGAAUGGUGAGGAGUUGCUUCGCAUGGCCUUAGAUAUAGGAAUCAAUUAAUUUUUGUUCGUUGGUCAAGCGGUUUGUCGAGUCGAGACGAACAACUCUUGAGACUUUUGUCAAGGGCAUGUGAAGGGUGAGCAUGGGAUUCACUGGUGUGCUUAUGCAUAGCGAAUCGUAUCCAUGAGCGUGGUACCCACUUCUUACCUCUGCCCUGCAUGGGAAGAAAUUAUAUGAUACUUUCUAACGUAAUGACUUAUUAUGAUACGAUGGAAAUUUGGCAUUGAAAGAAAAAUGUGACGCAAGGAGACCGUACGGAAGAAGACUGCACCAGAGCAAACUGAUUGCAGCUUAAGUUGAACGCCAUCGAGACCUGCAUAGGAUUUUCUCGAAGACUGCACAAAUAGCGGUGCUUGGUCGGUUUAGACGAGAACCGUAAGAAGGCAGAGUGGUCAGUGUCAAAUUGAAUCGGAGAUAGCUUCAGGAGAAGCUAUCUCACAGAAGCGGGAGGCCUUUUGAACCGACCAGUUUGGCUCAGCGAUGACGCGGACGGCCGAACUGUGGUUGGGAAAGUUUUUUCCAAGCUCAGAAGCGCUCCUCUGGGUUCUGGGCUUGUGGAGCUUUUGGGAUACUAAUAUAGGAACGUGGUCGUAUGACAGCCAGUGAUCGAUCAUGGCGUUUCGAUGUCUGGCCCAUGCUUGUCCAGGCGAUGCUCGUUUGCUACGAUACUCUGUCAUGCUCCAGCACUCUUACUUUCGCGAAGCUGAAGCAUGAAUUUUCUGCAAGUUUCCUGAAAGAGGACUUUCUAAUUUCACAAAUCGUUCACCAGAAGGAUUGUUUUCCUUG
This is a messenger RNA of Marchantia polymorpha subsp. ruderalis, 4457 nucleotides long. The record is from the annotation of a GenBank genome assembly. Lineage: Eukaryota; Viridiplantae; Streptophyta; Marchantiopsida; Marchantiales; Marchantiaceae.